CGGCCGGCAAAACGGGGCGGGCUGGAGGCGGGGCCCGGCUCGGACCACGCGAGGCGGAGCCCGGGAGCUGACGCGACCGCCCCGCCCCCCGGGCCAUAACCGUUUGUCGUCGUCGCCGCCGCCGCCGCCGCCGCCGACCGAACGCCGGGAGCCGGAGGCUCGGACCCGAAGCCGACGCCGGGCGCCCCGCCUCCCCGCCUGCCAUGGCCGCGCCCCGCGCUCUGGCGGCCGCCGCGCCCGCGUCUGGGAAAGCCAAGCUGACGCACCCAGGGAAGGCGAUCUUGGCAGGCGGCCUGGCGGGCGGCAUCGAGAUUUGCAUCACCUUCCCCACCGAAUAUGUAAAGACACAGCUGCAGCUGGACGAGCGCUCGCACCCGCCGCGGUACCGGGGCAUCGGGGACUGCGUGCGGCAGACGGUCCGCAGCCAUGGCGUCCUGGGCCUGUACCGAGGCCUCAGCUCCCUGCUCUACGGCUCCAUCCCCAAAGCGGCCGUCAGGUUCGGGAUGUUUGAGUUCCUCAGCAACCACAUGCGAGAUCCCCAGGGACGCCUGGACAGCACACGGGGGCUGCUGUGCGGCCUGGGUGCCGGUGUGGCUGAAGCCGUGGUGGUCGUGUGCCCUAUGGAGACCAUCAAGGUGAAGUUCAUCCACGACCAGACCUCCCCAAACCCUAAGUACAGAGGAUUCUUCCAUGGGGUCAGGGAGAUUAUUCGGGAACAAGGGCUGAAGGGGACCUACCAGGGCCUCACAGCCACUGUGCUGAAGCAGGGGUCUAACCAGGCCAUCCGCUUCUUCGUCAUGACCUCCCUGCGCAACUGGUACAGAGGGGACAACCCCAACAAGCCCAUGAACCCACUGAUCACCGGAGUGUUUGGAGCUGUUGCUGGCGCAGCCAGUGUCUUCGGGAACACUCCUCUGGAUGUGAUCAAGACCCGGAUGCAGGGCCUGGAGGCACACAAAUACCGGAACACAUGGGACUGUGGCUUGCAGAUCCUGAGGAAUGAGGGGCUCAAGGCAUUCUACAAGGGCACCAUCCCCCGCCUGGGCCGGGUCUGCCUGGAUGUGGCCAUCGUGUUUGUCAUCUAUGAUGAAGUGGUGAAGCUUCUCAACAAAGUGUGGAAGACAGACUGAGUCCCUUAGGGGGUCUGCAUGGGGGUUGCCCCCAGGCACCUCCAGACCAGUCCCCACUGCCCUCAUCUCACGAUUCCAGUGCAGUCGUGCCAAAAGGCCCCUUUUCCCUAUUCCUUGCACUCCGUGGCCUGGGUCUGUACCCUGUAGCCAUUGAGUCCACAUGUCCCUUAGUGCCGUGUGUCCCCUGUGGUGUGUAUGACACCACCAUUGAGUCCAUGUGUCUGGCCAAGGCUGGGUGACCCUCUGGCCUGUGAAUCUGUGCCCACUUGUCCAUGUGCUUACUCAUGAGCCGUGUGCCUGUGUUUCAUGUUCUGUGUCAUGUGACCCUGUGCCCCGCUUCCCCGGGGUGCCCAUGUGGCUUGGGUCCACGGCCCUGUAGCCAUGGCCCGGUCCCAGCCCGGUGCCUUCCACCCUGGGCAGCAGGGGCACCUGUCCCGGCCUACCACAGCUGCCUCCGGGCCUCAGCCUGGCCUCGCCGCAUUCCAGGGGCUAUGUGCCCCCUGCUUCUCCCGCCACUGGCCUUAACUGGCCCUUGGGCCCUCCCUCUGCCCGGGACAGGGUGGCACCUGCCACUCUCAGGACCACCCUCCCAAGGCCGAAUAAACCGGAUCCUGUUGUA
This is a messenger RNA of Prionailurus viverrinus (fishing cat), 1749 nucleotides long. It is a transcript of the gene SLC25A1, whose product is annotated as solute carrier family 25 member 1. The coding region runs from base 204 to 1130 and encodes 308 amino acids. Gene Ontology annotation, biological process: mitochondrial citrate transmembrane transport. The record is from RefSeq and is a predicted model, not a curated record. Lineage: Eukaryota; Metazoa; Chordata; Mammalia; Carnivora; Felidae. The transcript is spliced from 9 exons.